AUGGCUUUGACAAUCUCCAGAGUCUCCUUCGAACACCAUCGGACAGCUCUCGGAAUUGCCGAGACCAAACCCCGGAUCUCUUGGCGCUUCGAGGGUGACGUCCCCGAUUGGGAACAAAGCUCUUAUGAGAUCGAAGUCACUCGGAUUGCGAAUAAAAAGUCUAAUUCUUUCUCUUUCAACUCAUCACAAUCCCUCUACGUGCCUUGGCCGGACACUCCGCUUGAUGAAGCCGAGGCUGUAUCAGUGAGAGUCCGAGCGCAUGGCCUUUCUGACCAAAACCAACCUUCAACACCAUGGUCCGACUGGGUGUCUGCCGAGACAGGCCUUUUGAGCAAGAGUUGGGAGGGUGUUAGCCCCAUCGCUUCAACUAUUAAGAUCAAUGCUAGUGAACCCAAGAGGCCCGUGUACUUUAGGAAAGGAUUCGAAGUUCCUGAUGAUAUCGAGUCGGCAAGACUUUACAUCACUGCCCUGGGAAUCUACGAGGCUGAGAUCAAUGGCAAACAAGUUGGAGACCAUGUCUUAGCACCGGGAUGGCAAUCGUAUCAUCACCGUCAUGUGUACGAUACGUAUGAUGUGACUGACCUCCUCAAACCUGGUCCCAACGCCAUUGGUGCUCUGGUCGGUGAAGGCUGGUAUGCUGGCCGUCUAGGAUUUGGGGGUGGCGUGCGUAAUAUUUAUGGCAACUCGACUGGACUUUUGGCACAGCUCAGGGUCAAGUUGAACAACGGUACAUCAAUCAGAAUCGACACAGAUACCACUUGGAAGUCGAGCUUUGGGCCAGUAGUUUCUGGAGAGAUCUACGACGGAGAGAAAUAUGAUGCCACUCUAGAGUCCGAUAUGGAAGGCUGGUCGGCCUCAGACUUUGACAGCUCUUCCUGGCACGACACUCGUCUUUUGCCAGCUAUUGAAGGAAAGCUUGUACCUCCAGAUCAACCACCAGUGCGAGGCAUUGAAGAGGUCAAACCACAAAAGUUCUUCAAGUCACCAAAGGGCAAGCAACUUGUUGAUUUUGGCCAGAACUUAGUCGGCUGGCUCCGGUUGAAAGUCGACGGUCCUUCAAACACGACCAUCACAUUGCAUCACGCCGAAGUUUUGGAAAACGGCGAGUUGGCAAUCCGCCCCCUGCGAAAAGCCAAGGCUGAGGAUACCAUCAAACUGAGCGGGAACGGUCCUCUCCAAUGGGAACCAAAGUUUACCUUCCAUGGCUUCCGCUAUGCACAGAUUGACGGAUGGCCCGAGGAUACGCCUUUGGAUGAACAGAGCGUGACUGCAAUUGUCAUUCACACGGACAUGGAAGAAACCGGCUACUUUAACUGUUCUCAUGACCUUUUGAAUAAGUUCCAUUCGAAUGUUCGGUGGUCUAUGAAGGGCAAUUUCUUGACUAUUCCUACCGACUGCCCUCAGCGAGACGAGCGUCUUGGCUGGACUGGUGAUGCACAUGCCUUUGGUCCAACCUCGAACUAUUUGUACGACACAGCUUCGUUCUGGAAGAGCUGGCACAAAGAUGUCUGGUCUGAGAUGUCAUUGGACGACUCCAUGAUUCCUCCUUUCUUCGUCCCUACUCUUCCAACAGCUUUUGGGGAGAAGGCGAUGCCUGCUGCUGUUUGGGGUGACGUGGUCGUCGCCAGCCCCUGGAAUGUAUACGAGGCAUUCGGUGACAAGGGAUUAUUGGAGGAACAUCUACCCCAAGCUCAAGGCUGGAUCGACACCGGCAUCCCGCGAAGCGAAAACGGUCUCUGGAAUCGGAGUUCGUUCCAGUUCGGCGAUUGGCUCGACCCUCUCUCUCCUUCCGACGAUCCUGGAGGUGCAACAACUCACAAGGUCCUGGUCGCGGAUGCAUACCUGAUCAAGAUGACGGAAACUCUAUCACAGAUAGUUGAAGCCCUUGGGAAAGCGGAUAUAGCUGAGAAGUACAAGCUUCAACGUGCAGACCUUAAGCGCGAGUUCCAAAAUGCUUGGGCUCCUGGUGGAAAACUUGUGAAUAAGACACAAACUGCUUAUGCUCUCUCUCUCGGCUUCGAUCUGCUCGAGGAAGAGCAGCGAGAUGAAGCUGCUGCGACAUUGCGCGAGAUCGUGAAGGACAACGACUACCUCGUGGGGACAGGAUUUGCUGGGACAUCUCCACUCGGUUUCGCUCUCAAGGGCGUCAACGCGACAGAUGACUUUUACCGUAUGCUUCUGCAGGAAAAGGUGCCUUCUUGGUUGUACCAAGUCGUCAUGGGGGGAACCACGACAUGGGAAAGAUGGGACAGUCUUUUGCCAAACGGCACUAUCAACCCAGGUGAAAUGACCAGUUUCAAUCAUUACUCCUUUGGUUCAGUGGCGAACUGGAUGCAUCAAGUCAUUGGAGGUAUUGCACCUUUGGAGCCAGGGUACAAGAAGAUUGCUAUCGCGCCCAUUCCCGGGGAUAACAUCACUCACGCAAGUGCAAAGCUUGUAAGUGGAUAUGGAACUAUCGCGACGGACUGGACUGUGACGGACGCUGGGUUUCAUCUGAGGGUUAGGAUUCCACCCAACACUAAGGCCGAGAUCACGAUGCCAGGCACGGGGAAGAUUCUCAUUGGCAAAACACAGAUUCCAAUGGAAGGCACUUCAAGUGCAUUCCAAAGCGAUGGCGGCAAAGUGCCGGACGUGGAGGCACUUCGUUCGAUCGUUGAAGCUCAUCGGCCUGAUCGCAACGUCUACGCAGAAUUUUACCGAAAUGCCCAUCAAGAUCCCGAGAUCUCAGGAAUGGAGACAGCUACCACCCGCAUCGUAGCUCAGCAUCUUUCUAGGAUCGGGUAUCAGGUUCACACUGGUAUUGGUGGUCAUGGGGUGGUGGGAGUGCUCCGUAAUGGAGGAGGCAAAUCAAUCCUCACGAGAGCUGAAUUGGACGCUCUGCCCAUUCACGAACAAACAGAUUUACCCUAUCGAAGCAAGAAGCGUAUGAUUGAUCGAUACGACAACUAA
Molecule: messenger RNA, 2949 nt
Organism: Fusarium sp. VM40
Lineage: Eukaryota; Fungi; Ascomycota; Sordariomycetes; Hypocreales; Nectriaceae
Source: the annotation of a GenBank genome assembly